ACCAUUCGCCUACUAGUUACGCUUUUUGUUACGUGGUCAGUAAAAUUACGGAAAUAAAUGUUGAGGAUUUAAUCGCAGGUGUUUGUUGAGGUGCUUCAUCUACGAGAAUAUCUAGAGUUAGAUAAAUCUACCGGAACUGAAGAAUGUCCUCAGCCUGUGUUCAUUUGCAUGCACUGUCCUAUUUGAUUUAGACGUCAGGGAAUCCAAAAUUCUGAUCUCGGUGAGCAGUCGCAGAAUCUUCUCUGAGAACGCUGCAGACAGAAUGUCAGAAGGAGACAGUGCUGGUGAAUCCAUCCAUGGGAAACCAUCAGCGAUCGGAAGCUUCUUUAAACGGCUUGGGCAGGUUUAUCAGUCAUGGUUGGACAAGUCAACACCAUUCUCAGCAGUGCGAUGGGCGAUCACUCUUCUUCUAACGGCCAUAUAUAUGAUCAGAGUAUAUAUACUACAGGGGUGGUACAUAAUCACAUAUGCUCUUGGGAUCUACCACCUUAAUCUCUUCAUUGCUUUCCUCUCACCAAAAGUGGAUCCCUCAUUGCUUGAUGAUCCAGAUGAGGGUCCAGCACUACCCACAAAACAGAAUGAGGAGUUCCGGCCGUUCAUCAGGAGGUUGCCAGAAUUUAAAUUCUGGCAUUCAGCGACAAAAGGCAUCGUCAUCGCUAUGAUUUGCACAUUCUUUGAAGCCUUUAAUGUGCCAGUGUUCUGGCCCAUCCUCGUAAUGUAUUUCAUCAUGCUUUUCUGCAUCACCAUGAAACGGCAGAUCAAGCACAUGAUCAAGUAUAGAUACCUGCCCUUCACACACGGGAAGAGGACUUACAGAGGCAAGGAAGAGACAGAGAAAACCUUUGCUAGUUAAAAUUCCCCUUCCUGAAAUUAAAGUUAUUGAUGAAGAAUGAGGAAACAUAAAGUUGAGUGCUUUAACUAUUACAAAUGGAUGGAGAGAGUUGAGGAGUUUUUUUGUUUUUUAUUUUUCUGUUGCGGGGCCCUAACAACUAGUGUAGAUUUUUAAAUGGAGAGAACUUCAAUCACUUCAAAAAGCAGUGGAGAUGAGGAUUAAAAACUAUUUCAUAUAAAAGUGCAACUUUUUUUUUUUUUUUGGAAGGGGUUAUAUGUAUGUAUGUAUAAUUUUUAUCCAUGGUUCUGAUGUUUGAGGUUUUUUUCAAUGCCAUUGUUCCUGUGUUAAAUUAAUCAUCUUAUUAAAUAAAAUCUGUGUAAUUGAAUCAAUGGAUUAAUUCCUAAAUAAAACAUUGCAUGUUUCUUGUGCUGCUGGUUAAGAGAAACUAAAUGAUUUAAUAUCGAAGUGUACAUUUUUCACUACAAAUGCUAUUAAAAGGCCGUGUCCCUUCACUGCUCAUGAUUUUUUU
Messenger RNA from Xyrauchen texanus (razorback sucker), 1361 nucleotides. Its product is annotated as protein RER1. Gene Ontology annotation, biological process: retrograde vesicle-mediated transport, Golgi to endoplasmic reticulum; protein retention in ER lumen. Gene Ontology annotation, cellular component: Golgi membrane. The coding region runs from base 263 to 853 and encodes 196 amino acids. The record is from RefSeq and is a predicted model, not a curated record. The transcript is spliced from 8 exons. NCBI's taxonomy places the organism in Eukaryota, Metazoa, Chordata, Actinopteri, Cypriniformes, Catostomidae.